This is a messenger RNA of Peromyscus eremicus (cactus mouse), 2979 nucleotides long. RefSeq names its product synaptotagmin 8 (gene Syt8). NCBI's taxonomy places the organism in Eukaryota, Metazoa, Chordata, Mammalia, Rodentia, Cricetidae. Gene Ontology annotation, biological process: regulation of calcium ion-dependent exocytosis; calcium ion-regulated exocytosis of neurotransmitter; synaptic vesicle endocytosis. Gene Ontology annotation, molecular function: syntaxin binding; calcium ion binding; phosphatidylserine binding. The coding region runs from base 125 to 1294 and encodes 389 amino acids. Gene Ontology annotation, cellular component: synaptic vesicle membrane; dense core granule; axon. The record is from RefSeq and is a predicted model, not a curated record. The transcript has 8 exons.
UAAUCUAGGGUGGACUCAGUACUUGCUGCUGCCAGUUGAAGAGGCAGUACACAAAGGUCAGAGGGCUACCCCUCAAAGUGACCUGGAUUCCAGUUAUCUCCUCCAAGCCAACAGGGGCAGGAAGAUGGGGCGUGUCCCAGACCCCUGCAGUGCCUCAGCUCCAGUCCACAUCACUGCUGAGCCCAGUCUCAUUCCAGACGUCAUUACCAGGAUCCCCUGGCCCCGUUGGGCACUCUUUAUCAUCAUUCUUGCUGCUGGAGUCCUCCUGGUCUCUUGUCUGCUCUGCAUCAUCUACUGCUGUUGCCGCCGCUGCCAACGCCGGAAGAGGAAGCAGCCCAAAGACAAAGAAGCUGUGGGCCUGGGCAGUGCUCACAGCAGCACCACUACUCACCUGGUUCAACCAGAUGUGGACUGCCUGGAGCCCUGCUCUGGGGGUCCCCAACAGUGGGGGCAACUGCUGCUCUCACUGGAGUAUGACUUUGGAAGCCAGGAGAUUAGGGUGGGCCUGAGGCAGGCUGAAAACCUGAAAGCUGAGGGCACAGCAGACCCCUACGCCCGCAUCAGUGUUUCCAGCCAGCCUGGGAGAAGACACGAGACAAAGGUGCACCGUGGGACUCUCUGUCCCAUGUUUGAAGAGACGUGCUGCUUCCUAGUCCCACUAGCAGAGCUGUCCAGGGCUACCCUAAAGGUGCAACUGUUGGACUUCAAGCGGUUCUCAGAACACGAGCCACUGGGGGAGCUCCAGCUAUCACUGGGUACCGUAGACCCUCAGCAUGUCCUGGAGAGCUGGUACCAGCUGGACGCUCCAGGUACCACUGAGCUGGAGCCGAUGGGGGAGCUGUGCUUCUCGCUGCGCUAUGUGCCCAGCUCAGGCCGCCUGACUGUGGUUGUGCUGGAGGCUCGGGGCUUGAAUCCAGGGCUUGCCGGGCCCUAUGUGAAGGUCCAGCUCAUGUUAAACCAGAGAAAAUGGAAGAAGAGAAAAACUUCCUGUAAGAAAGGCACAACUACCCCCUACUUCAACGAGGCUUUCACCUUCCUGGUUCCCUUUGGCCAGCUCCAGAGUGUGGACCUGGUGCUGGCUGUCUGGGCUCAUGGACUGCAGCUCCGGGCUGAGCCUGUGGGCAAAGUGUUGCUGGGUCCCCGGGCUUCAGGUCAACCCCUACAGCACUGGGCAGAUAUGCUGGCCCAUGCCAGGCGGCCCAUUGCCCAGUGGCACCACCUGCAGUCCCCCAGGGAAGUGGACCAAGCUCUAGCCCUGAAGCCUCGCCUGCCCCUGCCCAGGCCUCGCUCCUAAAAGAACCCUAGGCUUCAGUUUCCCCAAAUGGAGCUGUGGCAUUUGUCCAGGCUCUUGAGAGCUUUCUGUAAUAAAAGCCUUCUCUUUCCCACUCAUGUGCCCUGAUGGAACCCUGUGAGGAGGACCAGAGACACAAGGUGGGCUACAUCUUGGCAACACCGUCCUCUCAAGGAUGGGGUAGCAUGCUCUGAACAGAUCUGCCAGUCCUGAGCCUCUGCUCAAGGCCUGAUUACGAGGUCUUCCCUAGGAAGAUGGCACCAUCCUCUCUGCCAUCCAGGGUUGGCAGAGGAUCGGGGGACUAGAGCUGGCCCUGUGGGGACAAAAGUGGGCAACUGGGGUGAAUUGUGGGGAGGGACAGUGUGGGGAAGAGACCCCAACACCAUGAGGGAUGGUGGGAUAGAGUGUCCUCUGUACUAUCAGCAGGGGGCAGUGUGUGCCUUUUGAAGCUGCUCUGAGGCCUUUGGGGGCUCGCAGUCCUGGCCUGUGAUAUACCUCUUAAUCCCAGCACAUCUGGCGGGCUUUAGCAGCUCCAACCCUCCUCUGAUCCUCUGGGGCCCCAGAGCAGCAGGGAUGGGGCCAAGCCAUGAUCUCGGUGUCUCUGGGUGGGGUUCAGGAGUGGGAAAGGGGUGAGGGCCUGGCCCCAGCGAGCCAGGCAAUGCAGGGCCUGCCUAGGCAGCUAAGGGCCCUGAGCCCCCACGGGUCAGAGAGAGGUUCCUGGGGCGGUGGCACCACUCUCUGGGAUUGAAGGACAUGUUCCAAGUUGCCUGUGCAGAGAGACACCCAUGGGCAGGGCGUGUGGAAGGCUGGGAGAGGCCCGGCUGCUGGUCCAGGGGCCCGUUUGCUCUUCUCCCUAGGCAGAAGGGCAAGUUCACUACAAGAGGUGGGCAUCACUCUCCUGAGCCCUGACUACCACACAGGGCCAGGGAGACUUGUUUUGUUGUUUUGCUUUUGUUUGUUUUUGGGGGGGUGGGUGUCCAGUUUUUCAAGAGAACUGAUGUGGUGAACAGUCAGCCCAGGGGCCCAAGUAGGGAGAGAGCACCCAGCAGGCAGUGAGUGGCUGAGUGUAGCUCAGUCUGAUGGGUGUUGAGCCACAAGGCCAUUUGACAGUGACUCCAGUUCAGCCCACUUGCGAGGUCAGGUUUCCCUUGGAUGAAGACUUUAGUGGAUGCUUGAGCUGGGUACCUUGGAGACCCACAUGCAACUCAACUCUUGCCGUCCUGAGGGCUCUUGCAGGAACAAGGGUGGCAUCUUGAACUCGUCACUGAGACAUAAAUAGAGUAAACCAACCCCUCCACCCCAAGACUUCUUGGACAGGCCAGCACUUGGGCUGACUGGCCAGGAGGCUGGGCAGGUGGGGAGGCUCUCCUCCUCUCUGUGCCCCCAUUGGUCUGAGGAGACUCCAUGCCCUUUCUGAGCAGGGGCCCGGCCCAGGGAAAGCCAUUUAUACCCCUCCCCCUGGCCCACCAGCCCAGCUCACUGCUGCCUGCCUGACCUCGCUCCCAGUCCUGCUGCACAGACGCUAGGUGAGGCCUGGUCCAUCUUCUUGAGGCUGGAGAAUAGGGCACUACUCAGGCUAGCUCACAGGAGGACUUCCCUGGGCAGGGACUCGGGGGUCUGGGGUCUGCUGCCAACAGCUCUCUCUGGGGGCUCCCGCAGAUCUGGGAUCGAAAAGCAACAGGUGCUGG